GUGGAGGUGAUGAGAAGUAACGCUGCUGGUCGUAUCGACGCCUACAGGGCGGAUCUGGAGCGCUUUAAGGCCCGCUGGGACCAGCUGAAGCCUAAAGACGAGAUUCUUGAGAGUGGUGAUCACGAUGCCCUUCUUGCCUGCCUGCAGACCAUCAGGGACAAGCAGCAAGAGUUCCAGGAGCUAGAGCUUGUGCGCAGUAAACUGCUUGAGGACUGUACCUCUUUUGACCUGGGGACUCCAGACUUCUCUCUGGCAGAAGAAACAAAAAGAGACAUGGAGGAGUAUAGCCAGAUGUGGGGUCUGUAUGAGGAGUGGCAGCAAGGCUUUACAGAAAAGGCCCAGGAGGACUGGAUCACAUUCAGGAGUAAGACGUAUGUGUUUGAGGAAUUUCUCUUUACGUGGCAGGACAGACUUAGGAAGCUGGAACAGCCUACUGCCAUGUCUGUUAAACUGCAAGGAGAAGUGGACAAAUACAAGAACAUGGUCCCGGUGUUGAAGUAUGUGCGCGGGGAGCACCUGUCCCAGGACCAUUGGUUGGACAUGUUCCGUUUGAUUGGCCUUCCCAGAGGGACAACGCUGGAGAGACUCGUCUUUAAUGACCUCCUCAAUGUGGCAAAUACCAUUGUUGAAAAGGCCUUGGAGCUUAAGGUAUGCACACACACACACAC
Messenger RNA from Notothenia coriiceps (black rockcod), 668 nucleotides. Its product is annotated as cytoplasmic dynein 2 heavy chain 1-like. The annotation marks the transcript as partial. The record is from RefSeq and is a predicted model, not a curated record. The transcript is spliced from 4 exons. Gene Ontology annotation, biological process: microtubule-based movement. Gene Ontology annotation, cellular component: axonemal dynein complex. Gene Ontology annotation, molecular function: dynein intermediate chain binding; dynein light intermediate chain binding. Lineage: Eukaryota; Metazoa; Chordata; Actinopteri; Perciformes; Nototheniidae.